AUGACAACUCCCUUAGACAAUGUCACCACGCUCAAAGAUAAAAUCAAAAUUCUUGAUGACAUCAAAAAUCAUACCAAAAACCUAGAUCUCCAAGCUAUUUACAAACACAUUCACAAUAUUGGAUAAGAUUCUCAUGAAUUAUUGGAACAUGCGUUAAAAAUCAAUUUUGGAAAUGUCUUAAGAAAUCAAGGCUCAAAUGAUUAAACUGAAGCCCUUCAAGUUUUCAAAAAGGUAUGCGAAACAGCAAGAGAUUUAAAUCAUAUAUGCAUUUAUGUCAAAUUAAUAAAAAAUAAUAGUCGACAGGACCUCUAAAAAGUAUAUUUAAAAGAAUUGGGAUUCCAGACUGAAAAAUUGAUAACAGAAUUUAGAAAACAGGGAACCAUCAUUUAACAAUUGCGUUUAGACACAAAUGACAUUACAAAACAGAGAUUCAUGAUCGAAAUGAUAACAACCCUGUGUCCAUAAGACCUGGGAUUCAACCCAGAAUUAUUCUCUUUAAUGCUCAUUCCCUUUAAAUGUCUCCACAAAGCAGAUCCAACAGAUAUUUCCCUCCUAGAAAGACUGGCUGAUGUGUUACUAUCCUAAUGCAAUGGCCAAGGAAUUGCUAAUCAGAACCAGGUUCAUGAUUGGCUAGCCCUGUUGACUGGAAUCAUUUAAUAUGCUUAUGAAGGAAAUUCUAUUGGAUUAUUUAUAUUAUUGAGAAAAAUUCCAGAUCAACAUAUAAGCGAAUUACUUUACAGACAUAAAUACUAUAUGCUUCUAAAUUAUUUCAACAAUUUAAAAGUAGCUCUUAAAAUCUUUUAAGGAUUAACUUUUUAUUCUAUUACUUAAUAAAGCAUAUUCUUUAUUAAAACCAUUAGUUAAUUUUUGUAUGAGUAUGCAUUAGAAAUUAGAAGCAAAUAAUAUUCAGAUAUUUUGAAAUACAUUUAUUAAGAAUUCAUUUUGACAACAAUGUUGGGAAACAUCUAAAUGGUUAAUUAUAGUGCAGAAUUAAUUGAUCUAUUACUAUUUUACAUAGUCGGAAUGUCAUCAAUAGACCAAGACCCUUUUUUGAAAUCUUUAGAUUUAUUGUAUGCCAGAUUGAAGUAGGCAUCUACAUUUAAAAUAUUCAAUAAAGAAUUUGCUACCUAGAGAAUUUAAUUUUUAUUGACUGUUGCUAUUUACUAUAAUGGAUUGAAUACUGAUGAACAAUAUCUAAAUGUCAUUAAAAUCUAUUAAAUAACAAAUCAAUUAAAUCCACAUAAUUAAUAUACCCAAUGGAAUUUUUCGAAAUUAAUCGAGUAAUAAAAUUAAAUUGAUUAAAACAUCCUUUUAAGAGAUUCAAAGGACUUUGUUGGUCUUGAGAAUCUCACCAACACUUGCUUUAUGAAUAGCAUUCUUGCAAAGCUUAUACAUGACUUAGUCCUUCAGAAAGUUUAUCAAUCCCUUUAACUUAUUCCUUAUCCAUCAAAAUUGAGUAGUCUCUAAAAAUUAUUUCUGCUCUUAACCUAUUAAAAGUAGGGGUAUUGUUCUCCCUAUGAACUCAAAAGAUAAUUAAGAGAACCUUAUAGCAAUACAAACGAUUAGUAGGAUGUGAGUGAAUUUGCACAUCAUUUUCUAGAAGAUCUCUUAGAAUUAUUGCCUAAACAUCUACAAAUUCCAAUGGAAAAGAUAUUCUUUGGGUAUCAUAGAUCAUGUAUUGAAUGUUUUAACUGUCCCAAGAGACAACCAGCAUAUAGACCUAAAGAAAAGUUCUUGGGAAUUGAUUUGCAUUUCAAUGAAGAUGAAGACAAUUAAGAUCUCUAUGAUAUGAUUCGAAAGGCAUAUGAAAAAGAACAAAUAGAAUUUACAUGUGAUAAAUGCAAUCAAAGAACUGAUCGAGUGUUCAAAUCUCAAUAAUUAAUUCAAUUACCCUCCGUAUUAUUCAUGAUUGUGCAUCGUUUUACAUUCAAUGCUGCAACGUAGACAAUGAAUAAAAUGUUGACCAAAGUCCCCUUUAGAUUCCAGAUAGAUUUCAGAGACAUUUUCAACCAAAAAAAACUAAACAGCAAAGAUUGCAUCUAUGAUCUCUAUGCCUUUAUAGUCCAUAUGGGAAAAAACAGUUAUUCAGGUCAUUACAUAUGUUAUGCUAGACAACUCAAUAAACCUGAUGUUUGGGUAACUUUCGAUGACACCAUGAUUUCAAAUUUAGAAUAUGAUAGUGAUCAACUUGACAAAGAACUAAUAGCUGAGGAAACACCCUAUUUACUGUUUUAUUAAAAUUAAUCAGGUUAACCCUUAAUUUUUAAUAAUUGA
Paramecium tetraurelia is the source of this 2274-nucleotide messenger RNA. RefSeq lists its product as uncharacterized. The record is from RefSeq and is a predicted model, not a curated record. Gene Ontology annotation, cellular component: nucleus; cytosol. Gene Ontology annotation, biological process: protein deubiquitination; regulation of protein stability. The transcript is spliced from 6 exons. Lineage: Eukaryota; Ciliophora; Oligohymenophorea; Peniculida; Parameciidae. Gene Ontology annotation, molecular function: cysteine-type endopeptidase activity; cysteine-type deubiquitinase activity.